CGCAUGCGCACAGUACCCCGUUGAUUCCUCGUGCGUGAUUAUCAGUGUUUGUGGUCCUGGAGCGCGCAUUGCCAUGAGCGCAGUUUAAUCCGGGGUCAUGUCUGCUCAGUGUGUGUCCUUUAAGCGAGUCUUGAAACCUCUUCAGUCAGAUUUGAGACUCUGCGCCCUGUUUUCACGGCUUCUCUGUACAGCCAGCUUGAAUGUAAACACACAGUUAGAGAGCUUUAUGAAGCUCCGGCGGUUCCUUCUACACUCCAGGCGUCACUCAUCUAAUCAAACAAUGGACGCAGUAACACGUGUAAAGAGGCUUUCUGUUGAGGGAAACAUAGCUGUUGGAAAGUCCACUUUUGCAAGGUUGCUGAGCAAUGCAGGACGAAACUGGGAAGUCACACCUGAGCCUGUCAGCAAAUGGCAAAAUGUUGAAGAGGCAACUUCACAAAUAACACAGCCAAUGCUGUCUUCCAACCUGUUGCAAAUGAUGUAUCAAGACCCCAAACGCUGGUCCUACACCUUUCAGACGUUUUCUUGUAUGAGCCGUAUGCGCACACAGCUCCAGCCACCUCCUACUCGGUUACUGGAAACAGGAGACCUUGCUGUUCAGGUGUACGAGCGUUCCGUCUACAGUGACAGGUAUGUUUUUGCUCAGAACAUGUUUCAGUUAGGCUGUAUAAACUCCACAGAGUGGGCUGUAUAUCAGGACUGGCAUUCCUUUCUUGUUGAGCAAUUUGGUCCUAAGGUACAACUAGAAGGAAUCAUAUACCUUAGGGCAUCACCACAGACCUGCAUGGAGCGGCUGAGACGCAGAGGUAGAGAAGAGGAGCAGGGAAUACAGCUGGACUACCUGGAGACACUGGAUAAGCAGCAUGAGCACUGGCUUAUAAACAAAUCUACAAAUUUUCACUGCAGGGUUCACUUUGAUCACCUGAAAAAUAUUCCAGUUCUGGUGCUGGAUGGUAAUCUGGAGUUUGAAAGUGAUUCUCAGAUUCAGACCAAGUUUCUUACAGAGGUCACUAACUUCAUACAGGAAUUAUGAAUAUCAAAGGAAAGGACCAAACAGGAAUCUGUGACCUCUGGACUUUCUGCUGUUUAUCCAUGCUGUAUACAGUUUUUUAUUGGUGUUGGAUUUUUCCAUUGCUUCACAACCUCACAUGACCAUAAGCUGUUAAUAAUGAUACAUUCAGCCAACACUGGAUCUUUCAAGAAAGCCAGACUUAAGCUUCUUCUACAUGUGUACAUGAAGAACAGAAUACACACGUGUACACAUCUUCAGUUCUGAAGACCGAAAACAUUUUUUUCCACGGACAAUCUAGAAAUGAUAUACAAAGGGUACCUAUACAGUGGAUAUUAGAAAUCUAUACAUAUGUUUUAUGGGAAAACUGUUCAAAAGUAAUUAUCAUACAACUGUGAUAAGUCAUGCUGAUUAACCACAAAUAAAGAUAAACUGUUUCUGCAG
Hemibagrus wyckioides is the source of this 1453-nucleotide messenger RNA. RefSeq names its product deoxyguanosine kinase (gene dguok). Lineage: Eukaryota; Metazoa; Chordata; Actinopteri; Siluriformes; Bagridae. Bases 98 to 1033 code for a protein of 311 amino acids. The record is from RefSeq and is a predicted model, not a curated record. Gene Ontology annotation, cellular component: mitochondrion; cytoplasm. The transcript has 7 exons. Gene Ontology annotation, molecular function: deoxynucleoside kinase activity.